Messenger RNA from Camellia sinensis, 1293 nucleotides. Lineage: Eukaryota; Viridiplantae; Streptophyta; Magnoliopsida; Ericales; Theaceae. The record is from RefSeq and is a predicted model, not a curated record.
AUGGGCUUCAUCUUCUUCUCACCAUUCAAUUUGUUCCAUGAUUUGAUGAAGACAAAACCAUUAGAACGAAGGCGUUUGCUUGGUCUGGAAGUUCAUGAUAAAUAUGUUGGCCUUGCUGUUUCAGAUACGAACAACAAGAUUGUUUCACCUCUGAGAGUCACCACUACUCAUAACAACACAACAAUUGCACGGUACCUAACUAUUGUGGUGGUAUAUGGUUCAAGCUAUUGUGCUGAAUCUGCUAUUGUUGAAACAUGGAUGGAAGUGGAGGCACUCCAAUUCAAUCAACCAACAUUAACCAUUAUUUACCAAACAUUGAUGAAUCCAUUAGAAGGCAUUCCUACCAAUGAGGAGGUCAUCAAGGCCGAGACUUUGAAGCUUGAGAAAGUAUUCAAUGUGUAUGAGAAGAGAUUGACAAAAUCCAAGUACCUUGCUGUCAAAAAAACCUCUAAAAUAACCACUUCUCAAACGAGGCCAUUAAGAGUUUUGGCAUCUCUCUAUGUGCAUGACUUAGACUUUGAGUUUGUACCCAUUAACAUUGAAGCUGGGGAGCACAAACAAGAGCCUUUUCUUUCUCUCAAUCCAUUUGCUGAGGUACCGGCAUUUCAAGAUGGAGACUUGACUUUAUUUGAUGAUAAAUUUUGUGAGAUCAUGAUCUAUAUAUAUCAAAUAAUUAUUGAAUGUAAUUUUUGUGCAGAGUCAAGGGCUAUAAUGAGAUUCAUAGCCUUUGCCUAUCCAAAACCAGGUAAAGAGCACAUAUUCAAAGACCCAUUAACACAAGGUGUUGUGGCUGCCUGGAUUGAUGUGCAAGAUCAUCAAUUCAAUCCUCCAGCUCUGAAGCUUAUCAAUGAGCUAAUCUUCAAGCCCAAAAAUGGAUUCACACCCGACACAACCGCGGUGGCAGAGGAGGAAGCAAAAUUAGCUAAGGUGCUGGACAUCUACGAAGAGCGACUUGGUGAAUCGGAGUACUUGGGAGGAGAAAAAUUCACUUCCGCAGAUCUAACUCACCUUCCUAACUUGUACUAUCUCAUGCAGACGCCAAUGAAUCGACUCAUUGAGUCACGCCCAAGGGUUAGGGCAUGGUGUGCAAGUAUUAUGGCUAGGCCGGCUUGGAUGAACCGGGGUCAAGUAGUCCUUUUUCUUCUAAAAGCAGGAUGGACAAAUCCAUUACAUGAUUCUAGAUUUUCAAUUCUAGAAAUACAUUCUUUCAUCCUCUUCAAAAGGGCAGGCAUAGCAGAGAAAUUACUAGAUAUCUUCUGUCUGAGAAAUCGUGUUUUCUCGGCAGUCUCUUGA